Osmia bicornis bicornis is the source of this 915-nucleotide messenger RNA. RefSeq lists its product as uncharacterized. The transcript has a single exon. Gene Ontology annotation, molecular function: nucleic acid binding. Gene Ontology annotation, biological process: DNA integration. The coding region runs from base 1 to 915 and encodes 304 amino acids. The record is from RefSeq and is a predicted model, not a curated record. NCBI's taxonomy places the organism in Eukaryota, Metazoa, Arthropoda, Insecta, Hymenoptera, Megachilidae.
AUGGGUGAUGUUCCUGCUGAUCGGUUAACUCCGGUUAGAGCCUUCUAUUGUAGCGGGGUAGAUUACGCGGGCCCGUACUAUGUAAAGGACAGGAUACGUAGUCGUACUCUAACGAAAACAUAUAUGUGCGUAUUUGUUUGUUUUUCGACUAAAGCCGUGCACUUGGAAUUGGCUGGUAACAUGACCAGCGAUGCAUUUCUGAAUUGUCUUCAAAGGUUUAUUGCUAGGCGAGGUAAAUGUGCCAAACUUUAUAGCGAUAACGGAUCGAAUUUUGUGGGCGCUCGAAAUGAGCUGAACGAGCUGAAGGAACUGCUAUCUAAUCAGACUCAUCACGACAGGGUGGCAGAUUUUCUGGCUGGGGAUAGUAUUCAGUGGCACAUGAUUCCCCCCCAUGGGCCUAAUUUCGGUGGACUUUGGGAGAGCGUAGUAGGAUGUGCAAAAUGUAAUUUAAAAAGAAUACUAGAUAAUUCACAUUUGACGUACGAAGAGCUGAACACCGUACUGAUCCAGGUUGAGGCGUGUCUCAAUUCAAGACCGCUGUCACCUUUAUCAGAUGAUCCUUAUGAUUUAAGUCCAUUAACUCCAGCUCAUUUUCUGAUUCGAAAACCAUUGAGUAAUCUCCCACAACGUAAUUUGGUUGAACUUAAAACUAAUAGAUUGGACCGGUGUCAGAGAAUGCAACAAAUUCUCCAACAUUUUUGGAAUCGAUGGCGGAUAGAAUAUUUACAUUUGUUACAACAACGCUAUAAAUGGCGUCGUGCAAUGGAUCCUAAUCUGGUGCCAGGUAGUAUGGUCCUUAUCCACGAAGAUAAUCUGCCACCUACUCGAUGGCGCCUAGGGCGAAUUAAAGAAUGUCACCCGGGUAAAGACGGUAUUGUAAGAGUUGUGACUAUACACACCGCGGCCGGCGAUUGA